Molecule: messenger RNA, 2856 nt
Organism: Sparassis crispa
Lineage: Eukaryota; Fungi; Basidiomycota; Agaricomycetes; Polyporales; Sparassidaceae
Exons: 1
Coding region: 1-2856 (951 amino acids)
Molecular function (GO): protein binding
Source: RefSeq, a predicted model, not a curated record
AUGUUCAUUUGUCGGCACUUACUGCUCCGAGCAUAUGUACCUCGACGUCUCCCCGCACCUCUUGUUAUCCGACGACUCCUGUCAGACUCCUUUCGCGCCCCAGACAUACCACAAAAUGCGCCCGUCGCUCCACAGACACAAACACAGACGCAGACACAGUUGGCGGACAUCUUGGGUCCGGACGACGUUGAUGAGGAAACCACACAGCUCUCUGAGAGGAGUGCCCAAGGUGCUGAUGGAAGGGAACCGGCAGCGGCGAGACGCCCUGCGCACUUGGGCGGAGGUACAUCUACUACCAUGCAGACGGAAGCCACGCCACCAGACGAGCAAGACGAGGGUUGGGCAGAGGACACGUAUCAUAUCCGUUCAAAGGAUGAGAUACUGCAGGACUACUACGCCUCUCGCAACACCGACCGUUCUCCGGUCGCGUCGCGGGACCUUCUCGAGUUCCGCAGAUUGCUCUACGUGGCGCGGAACCGGGAUCUCAGACACGUCACUCACAUGCUCGUCACUGACUUGCGAGGCUCUCUUCUUGAGCCGAGGAUGUUUGCCGGGUUCGUCGAAAGCUUACUCUAUGCGCUCGUCAAGCACCAGAGGAUCGUCACAAAACGUGACGUCCUUUCUCUGUUCCAGGAACUCGAAGCCCGUGGUGGGCUCCAUUUAUUUCGUGCGCGGCGCAAGCUCCAGAUUAUCAAGGCAAUAAUGGGCAUGCCACCGGAACCUGAGUUCGACCUGCCGCUCCGCGACUACAUGGUUACUCUGCUUGUGGACAUGCUCGUGAAUCCCAACGAGGAAAUACCUGCAGAUAAGCGUGCGAUGUCGUUUCGGGCACUCUGGCCUCUGUACCGUUUUGUAUAUGGCUUAGCCAAGAUGGGCGAGCGAGAGCGUGCGCAUAAGCUCAUCCAGACAUUGGUGAAGACGGAGAACCUGUCCGGCGAGGCUAUCAACAACACAGACCUGGAAUCAGGAGACUUCACGUAUAUUAUUCUCUCCGCGACCGUGCGUUCUUGUCUGCUGUGGGGUUGGCGCAGGCGUGCUUCGUGGCUUGUGGUAAACUCCAUGCCUACCGAAGAGAAAAUCAGUCCUCCGAUGGCUGAACUCGCUAUCGAUCUUCUUUCAUGUCUGCUGGAGCCUGCGCAAGCGUGCGACAUCGACACCGCUGCCUCGAUCGUUAUGCAACUUAUGGAGCGCGGCACUGCAGGUUGUGUUCCCCACGAUAUCUUGCAGGAGUUCUACAACGCUGCGCAGGAGCUCGAAAGGCCGGAACUUGUUCAGUCUGUCUACAGUCUAUCGCGUAAUCGAGCGAUUCGAGAGAAGUAUUCGUAUCCUCCACCUGGGAUAAAACUGCAGCUAUGGUUCAUGCAGCAUCUCGCUACGAAGAGCAUGAACUCACAUCUGGCGCGCGAAUUCGCGACGCAGAUUGUGGAAGAGGGCAUCCCCGUGCACUUGCAGGACCGUGGCGCCUUUAUUGCUCUCGUCGCGUCGCAGGGGCUGGCGACGCAUGCCCGUACGUUGUGGGACCGUUACUCACAAGGCGAGGAUGGGGAAUUCGUUGUCGGCAAUGCGACAACGAUGGUGCGCAUGGUCAGUCUUUUUACUAGCUUAGCCAAGCGUAGGGAGCAGCUGCAGGCCAAGACUGCUUCGCUGGAGUCACGGUCACCCGAGUCUGAUGCGGACGCAGCUGAACUGUUGCACUCGGAAGCAUUACCGGGAGCAGAUCCACCCAGACAUAGUAACGACGCUCUUUCCCAGCCUCCGCUCCCUCGGGUGGACAUCCCAAUGGCAUCAGCAUCGGUAACAUCUGAAUUGACAGGAGAUACUGUCUCCGAGAUUGCAGAUGCUGUUGCCGCACUCACGCAUGCGUCCAUGGAUGGUGCACCUGGAGAAGCUGCACCGGCGGAAACUUCACGGACAUCGGCUGGCCCUGCGCAAUCGCACGAUCGCGCACGCGACACUGCACCCCACGUCACUCUGCCCCGGGAAGAGCUGGAACCUCCUGAAGAAGAGGCCACCACCAUAAACACCGAGUCCACUCCAGAGGAGCUCCGAGCAUAUGCCGAGCGUGUGCUCUCAGCGUUCCGCGCCAGCCGGCUGCUCAACGCGGCGAGCCAUCAGGACCUCAAUGCGACCGCGCGCGCGUGCUUCAUGCUGAAGCAGAUGUCCGAAGGCUUCUCCGCAUUCCGGAUGUUGCUGAACCGGCGGGAGGUGCCCGACGUGCACGAUGUAAACGUCGUGCUCGGCGUGCUGGCAGAGUACAGCCCGCAAGCGGGCGAGCGGAUCAUCGAGCGGAUGCUGCAGAAGGGCAUGAAGCCCGACGGGGUGACGUUCGGGACGGUCAUCCACCAUGCAGUGUUGCACGGGCAGAUGGAGGUCGUGUCAUCGCUCAUUCGGCGGGCGCGCUCGCUUAAUGCCGAGCAUCUGACGUUCAAGACGGUGGGGACACUGAUCCGGGCAAUGGUCUCUCAGCAGGCGGAGGAAGGCGAGGUGUCGCCGAUCGGGCGGCUGCACCACGCUCAGCGGCUGGUGGACAUGCUGCUGCAGGCGCACCAGGUGCCAUCGUCGAACAUGGGGCGCGACUGCGUCGUCGCGGCGCUGCGGGCGGACGACCCGCGCAUGGCGUUCCGGUUCUGGAAGCUGUUGGUGAAGGAGCAGGUGCAGUGGGACGACCCGAUGCAGACGGCGACGCGGCGAGUGAUAGCUGCGCGGGUGCGGCGACACUUGAACAGCGGGUGGUUGGAGCCGGAGCAGGGGCACGUUAUGCUGUCGGAGCUGGGCCAAGAGGUGAAGCGUCAAUACCGCCAGAUGUCUGCGUCUGUGGCGCUUCCUGCGCAGGAGGACUCGGAGAAGCCCAGUUGA